Molecule: messenger RNA, 1892 nt
Organism: Myodes glareolus (Bank vole)
Lineage: Eukaryota; Metazoa; Chordata; Mammalia; Rodentia; Cricetidae
Source: RefSeq, a predicted model, not a curated record
CGGAUCCAAAGGGACUUACUGUUCCAUCUGUUGAGAUCUCUGCUGGUUUGCUUUACAGACCCCGGUGGUGUGCGGACAGCAUGGCCUUAAACCACACUGCCCCACCCCAGGACGAGCACCUGCCACACUAUCUUCGAGAUGAGGACCCCUUUGCUUCCAAACUUUCCUGGGAAGCGGAUUUAGUGGCUGGCUUUUACCUAACAAUCAUCGGGAUUCUCUCGGCAUUUGGAAAUGGGUAUGUCCUUUAUAUGUCUUCUAGACGCAAGAAGAAACUGAGACCUGCUGAAAUAAUGACUAUCAAUUUAGCAGUCUGUGAUCUGGGGAUAUCAGUUGUAGGCAAGCCGUUCACCAUCAUCUCUUGCUUCUGCCACCGCUGGGUGUUUGGCUGGUUUGGCUGCCGCUGGUAUGGAUGGGCCGGAUUUUUCUUUGGCUGUGGAAGCCUUAUUACCAUGACUGCCGUUAGCCUGGACCGAUAUUUGAAGAUCUGCUAUCUCUCUUAUGGGGUCUGGCUGAAGAGAAAGCAUGCUUACAUCUGCCUGGCAGUCAUCUGGGCAUACGCCUCCUUCUGGACCACCAUGCCCUUGGUGGGCCUGGGGGACUAUGCACCCGAACCCUUCGGAACCUCGUGCACCCUGGACUGGUGGCUGGCCCAGGCUUCCGGUGGGGGCCAGGUGUUCAUCCUGAGCAUCCUCUUCUUCUGCCUCCUGCUCCCGACGGCUGUGAUUGUCUUCUCGUACGUGAAGAUCAUCGCCAAGGUGAAGUCGUCGUCCAAAGAGGUAGCUCAUUUCGACAGUCGGAUUCAUAGCAGCCAUGUGCUGGAGGUGAAGCUGACCAAGGUGGCAAUGCUGAUUUGUGCUGGCUUCCUGAUUGCCUGGAUUCCCUAUGCAGUGGUCUCUGUGUGGUCUGCUUUUGGAAGGCCGGACUCCAUUCCCAUACAGCUCUCCGUGGUGCCCACCCUCCUUGCCAAAUCUGCAGCGAUGUACAAUCCGAUCAUCUACCAGGUCAUCGAUUACAGAUUUGCCUGCUGCCAGACCGGUGGUUUGAGAGCAACGAAGAAGAAGUCUUUGAAAGACUUUAGGCUGCACACUGUAACCGCAGCCCGGAAGUCUUCUGCAGUGCUGGAGAUCCAUCAAGAGAGCAGUUCCAGAUUUACUAGUGCCCAUGUUAUGGAUGGAGAGAGUCACAGUAAUGAUGGGGACUGUGACGAGAAAUAGACACCUGUGUUCUGAGGCCGAGAAACCCCGCACCUGUCCUUCAGGGCUUCAGAAAUAAGUGGCCAGCUUCAAUAUACUCUUUGAAAUGCUGAAAAAAAAAACCCUUGUAGUGUAUUCUUUGCAUUUGUUCUUAAGUUUGAGACAAUAUAUGGUCAGUGUUGACUGCAGCAUUGAUAUUGAAGUUUAAUCACAAGUACAUAGCAUGUGAAGUGUCCACUCUUUAGUCUUUAUAGAUGAUUAAAGUGGUCCAAGAAGAAAAGCAUGUCCUCAGCCACGGGAAGGUGCAUCGUCCCCUAAGCUUCCUCUUCACUGUGAUAGUAAUAGAGCUUAUGGAUGCAUUAAUUACUGUGAACAUGCCCUCGAAACCACCAACCACUUAUUCUUGUAGAUGGUUAGCAUUUGGACCAUUUAUCUGGGAAACUUCUAAAAGAGUCCUCUGUCAAGUCAACCUGUACAUAGCACUUGUAAGUACUCUCUAUGAGAACAUUCAGAAGAUGCGUUAGCCUUUGAGUCCUUGGUUUCAUCCCAGCUGUGUGCCGAACUGGAGAACGGUUUGUUGGCUGUCCUGGGAAAGGAUGGAUUAGCACUUUUCAACUUUGUCCGUUGAAGAUUAUUUUCUUUGGAAGGCACAGCUGCUGUUCAAGUACAUUUUUUUAAAUAAAGAAAAUACAUUGCACC